Linum trigynum is the source of this 765-nucleotide messenger RNA. NCBI's taxonomy places the organism in Eukaryota, Viridiplantae, Streptophyta, Magnoliopsida, Malpighiales, Linaceae. The record is from the annotation of a GenBank genome assembly.
CUCGGAAAGCUCCGACCACAAUCUCCGAUAAAUAUCCCCUUCCGCCUAUCGAAUCCUCCCAAGUCCCAAACCCAAAAAUCAACUUGAGUCGCUAUUACAGUAUCAGCCAUGGCGAUCCUCUCCGACAUCGACGAAACGCAGACCAACCCAAUUCCCAACUCCCCUCCGCCGGAGAAGAAGGAGGAACCCACUUCUCUUCUUCCGAACGCCGGCAAUGGACUCGAUUUGGAGAAGUAUUCGUGGGGGCAGAGCCUUCAAGAGGUAACGAUCACUGUCCCAGUCCCUCCCGGGACGAAAUCGAAGCAGAUUUCGUGCGAGAUCAGGAAGAAGUCUCUGAAGCUCGGGCUCAAUGGCGAGCCGACGAUGAUUAUCGACGGCGAACUGUUGGGUCCAGUGAAAGUGGGCGAGUCUUUCUGGCAAUUGGAAGAUCAGAAGACGGUCUCUGUUUUGCUGACGAAAUCGGACGACAAGAAUUGGUGGAAGUCGCUGGUGAAGGGAGGGCCGGAGAUUGAUACGCAGAAGGUGGAGCCGGAGCCCAGCAGGCUGAGUGAUUUGGAUCCAGAGUUGAGGUCGACGGUGGAGAAGAUGAUGUUCGACCAGCGCCAGAAGCAGAUGGGUCUCCCUUCCAGCGACGAGAUUCAGCAGCAAGAACUCCUCAAGAACUUUGAUUUCUCCAAGAUGAAGAGGGUCGACAAAUUCACCAAUAUGCCUUAGAAUUUCCCUUUCUUUGCGCUAAGUUAGUAUGUAAGGUAUUCGUUAGAAAAU